AUACUAUUUCUGAUUCUCCGACUCUCGAGUCCUUCCUUGAAGUGGAAUAUUUCCUCCAAAGCAGAGUCAAUGGACGCCUCCAUUCCGACUGCCACUACAAAUCCUUGCCCGGAUUGCAGUCGCCCCUUUCCCUCGCACGGAUUCACCGUGGAUACGGUGUUGCACAAACUUCGCAUUCGAUACGUUCCUCUCGCAUCUGAGAGGAAUCAAAUCAAAGAACAUGUUUUGCAUGCCCGAAAACAUCUUCCGUUAUACAAAUCCGAAAGAAAAAGGCUCCAGGAUGCUCUUUUACAGGUGGAGAAGGAGGAGGCAAUACUAGAGAAAUACAUCGCAUAUCAAGAAGGCCUGCUGCCCUCGGUACGACGCCUUCCCCCAGAGGUCAUGGCGCGAAUAUUUGAUGAAUGCUGUCGAGAUGAAUUCGUCGCAAAGACCACCGUCUCUUUGACUGCGCUUCGUCUUAGCCUCGUCUGCCAUGACUGGCGAGUGACGAUGCACUCAUUACCAAAACUGUGGGCACGCAUUUCAGUAUGGCUGAACCACGCAGACACGUUGACAUGGACUCGCCUUGCGCACCCCCUCUUUCUAUACGUGAAAUGUGCAGGCAACCACCCUCUUUCCAUCAACUUUACCUCCGACAGAACAGGAUAUCCCUUGGCUCAACAAUUGUUCCGUGUCCUUGCUAGCGAGGAAACCAGCUCGCAGAUCGAAAAUUUGUCGAUAUGUGUCUCACAUUCACUACUAUUUGCUAUCUCGUCGGACAAAGUAGGAUGGAGUUUUCCACGCCUUCGUCAUCUUAACAUGGAUUGUUACGGAUAUUACGAGAGCGGACCUUUUUAUCCUGACACCGUUCGCUUGUGUUCGCUAAUUUUGCGAAGAGGUGCCCCUCCGAUCGAAUCCGGUGAUAAAAUCACCUCGGUCACUCGUAUUGCGCUUUCGGAAUCCAACCUCAUUGAAAUAGCAAAUGCGCUUCCUCACUUUCCUAAUCUUGAACAUGCCACAUUCACACUCAUGCAAAAAGCUAUCCACAACGAUACUUGGCCUGAUGACCCAGUUAUCUGUCAUCGUUUGACCGGUCUCACUCUCACUAUAUCCAAUGAUGCCAUUCUUACCCAACUAGGCUGAAAAUCUUGAACUUCCACAGUUGAAUAGACUGGAAUUCUGCUUCGAGGACGGCUGGGCAAAGAAUGUCGGCGCACAGUUGGUAGCGAUGACCAGAAUCAUCAAGGAGGCCACAGUCGAGACCUUCAUUCUUCGAAACGCUUGGUUGUCUGAUGUCAACUUUGUGAAUACCAUCGCUUCCAUGUCGCAUUCCCUACGUACUCUUGUUGUUCACGAGGCGUCACCAGUUCACG
This is a messenger RNA of Desarmillaria tabescens, 1352 nucleotides long. RefSeq lists its product as uncharacterized. The record is from RefSeq and is a predicted model, not a curated record. NCBI's taxonomy places the organism in Eukaryota, Fungi, Basidiomycota, Agaricomycetes, Agaricales, Physalacriaceae. The coding region runs from base 70 to 1122 and encodes 350 amino acids. The transcript is spliced from 2 exons.